AUGGCUGUGCGCGCGCAAUUCGAAAACUCCAAUGAGGUCGGCGUCUUCGCCCGCCUGACAAACUCCUACGCUGUCGUUGCGGUCGGUGCUUCGGAGAACUUUUACAGUGUCUUCGAAGCCGAAUUGCAGGACAUCAUCCCCAUUUGCCAUGCUACCAUUGCCGGAACUCGAAUUGUUGGUCGGUUAACUGUUGGUAACAAAAACGGCCUCCUCGUCCCCACAACAACAACCGACCAAGAACUCCAACACCUCCGCAACACGCUGCCCGACACCGUCAAAAUCCAACGCAUAGAAGAGCGUCUCAGCGCCCUGGGCAACGUAAUCUGCUGCAACGACCACGUCGCGAUCGUUCAUCCUGAUUUGGAGCGGGAGACUGAGGAGAUCAUCGCCGACACCCUCGGCGUAGAAGUUUUCCGCCAAACAGUCGCCGACAACGUGUUGACAGGCUCCUACAUGGCCCUCAGCAACGCAGGCGGCAUCGUGCAUCCGAAGACCUCAAUCCGGGACCAAGACGAGCUUUCCUCGCUGCUGCAAGUCCCGCUCGUGGCGGGCUCCGUGAAUCGCGGUUCGCCGGUUGUGGGUGCGGGUAUGGUUGUGAACGACUGGCUUGCGGUUACGGGUCUUGAUACCACCGCCACUGAACUGAGUGUUAUUGAGAGUGUUUUCCGCCUCGGUGAGAUGGCGGCGCCUGGUGCUGGUGGUGGGCCGCAGAAGGAGAGUAUUGUUGAGAGUUUUUACUAG
Molecule: messenger RNA, 741 nt
Organism: Penicillium argentinense
Lineage: Eukaryota; Fungi; Ascomycota; Eurotiomycetes; Eurotiales; Aspergillaceae
Product: translation initiation factor 6
Exons: 5
Coding region: 1-741 (246 amino acids)
Biological process (GO): assembly of large subunit precursor of preribosome; maturation of 5.8S rRNA; ribosomal subunit export from nucleus
Cellular component (GO): cytosol; preribosome, large subunit precursor; nucleolus
Molecular function (GO): ribosomal large subunit binding
Source: RefSeq, a predicted model, not a curated record